AUGAACCGUCCAGCCCCCGUGGAAAUUACCUAUGAGAGUAUGCGUUUCCUGAUCACUCACAACCCAACCAAUGCAACCCUCAGCAAGUUCAUAGAGGAGCUGAAGAAGUAUGGAGUGACCACCUUGGUGCGAGUUUGUGAUGCCACUUACGAUCAAGCUCCUAUCGAGAAAGAAGGAAUCCAAGUUCUAGACUGGCCCUUUGAUGAUGGAGCACCACCCCCAAAUCAGAUAGUUGACGACUGGUUAAACCUCUUGAAAACCAAAUUCCGCGAGGAGCCUGGAUGCUGUGUGGCUGUGCACUGUGUUGCAGGCUUGGGAAGGUCA
Acanthisitta chloris (rifleman) is the source of this 324-nucleotide messenger RNA. Its product is annotated as protein tyrosine phosphatase type IVA 2. Gene Ontology annotation, biological process: positive regulation of cell migration; protein dephosphorylation. The transcript has 3 exons. Gene Ontology annotation, cellular component: nucleus. The record is from RefSeq and is a predicted model, not a curated record. Gene Ontology annotation, molecular function: phosphatase activity. NCBI's taxonomy places the organism in Eukaryota, Metazoa, Chordata, Aves, Passeriformes, Acanthisittidae. The annotation marks the transcript as partial.